Linderina pennispora is the source of this 1146-nucleotide messenger RNA. RefSeq lists its product as uncharacterized. NCBI's taxonomy places the organism in Eukaryota, Fungi, Kickxellomycota, Kickxellomycetes, Kickxellales, Kickxellaceae. The record is from RefSeq and is a predicted model, not a curated record. The coding region runs from base 349 to 1092 and encodes 247 amino acids. The transcript has a single exon.
UUGGCCGUGGAUCCGCGCAAGCCCCUCCCGCAUGAGCCUGCCGGUCAGACUGUUUUAGCAGACAAAGGACAAUGCGGCUCUUUCUCGUUUCUGCUCUGCAUCUUCUUCUCUUCCAAACUCCGCCUCAUUUUUUCCAGCCUCUAUUAUCCUAAUGCUCUAACGACAACUCCCUGCACGAAAUUUAUUUUUGCCAACAAGCCCACAUCUAUUUUUUUUUCCUUUAUCAGUGCAGCAACACGUAAUAACGAUAUAUAUCUCCCUUUCUCCAAACACCCGUUCUGAGAACACCAUUUCUCUUUCCUAUUUGCACGUAAUACCACCCUUUAUUUCUGCCUGUCAAGCAAAAAAAUGAUGGCUACCGUCAGGAGCAGCGGGGCGACAACGCCCUUUGCAAUGCAGCAGCCAAAGCUGGACAGCCAGAUGUUUGCGAUCUACCUGGCAAAUUCUGUGCGACGCGACGUGCUGCAUUUGGCAGCAGUGGGCGCCAUCAAGGAGUCGGACAAGAACGCGAUUUUCAGCUACCUGCCGCGGUCGGUCGUGGGCAUCGACGACGAGGACACGCUGUACGGCACGGAGACAUGCAGCACGUACACCAAGACGACGAGCAAGAGCACAGCGUGCGAGCCAGCACGUGUAAUCGCGACCCCGCGGCGGACUCCCCGGCAGCGGUCGGAGACGGCCCCGCAGCAGCAGAUCCACACGGCCCUGCAGUCGCCGCGGUCGCCCAAGACGCAAAAGUUCGAGGGCCUGGGGGCCAAGCUGGGCGCGCUCUUCGGCAAGUUCAACGUGGAGGAGGCUGGCCGGCGCAGCGGCAGGCUCGCCGCGGUCGCCCAAGCCACACCAGCAGCUGGGGCUGCAGACGCUGGCCAGCCUGGCCGAGGAGGAGGCCAAGCAGAUGCGCGACACCGACGACGCGUUCUUCCGCAAGGCGUCGCAGGGCAGCAGGCGCUCGGAGAAAAGCAACGACUCGGCCACUAUCGCCGAGUACUCGUCGGACGAGAACUCGGAGAAUGCCAGCCAGGGGUCGCUGGCCAGCCUGGAGUCGAUUCGCAAGUCGCGCGUGUGGCAGGAGAUCAACGACUCGCUCAAUAGCGAUACCUCGGCCUCGUCGACGCUGGCCACGGUGCGUAAGCGCAGCUACACGCA